Glycine soja is the source of this 1098-nucleotide messenger RNA. RefSeq names its product NADH dehydrogenase [ubiquinone] 1 alpha subcomplex assembly factor 2. Gene Ontology annotation, cellular component: membrane. The record is from RefSeq and is a predicted model, not a curated record. Gene Ontology annotation, biological process: mitochondrial respiratory chain complex I assembly; response to oxidative stress. Bases 201 to 755 code for a protein of 184 amino acids. The transcript has 9 exons. Lineage: Eukaryota; Viridiplantae; Streptophyta; Magnoliopsida; Fabales; Fabaceae.
CCAAGCGAGCAAAGCAAUACCAAACUCAUUAACUCAACAUUUUCCGUCGCUCCCACACUCCCUCUUUAGAAUAAACGUUGAAUAGAACAAAAUCAUGUUCUAAGUUUCUUUAGUUCCAAUCUCCAACUUUGGAUUGUUUGUUCCAACGACGAUGCUGUCCCUUUAACACAUUUGAAUUCUACGCAAUUUUUUUUAAAAAAAUGCGAAGGCUGCUCGGGAAGAUUUCUGGGUUCUUGAGCAAUCGAACUAUGGUGGGAGUGGACAAAACAGGGAACAAAUACUUCACCAGAAAUGAAGAGGUUGAUGGUAUCGUGAAAGAGAAAAGAUGGGUGAUAUUUAAAGGAGAGGAGGAUCCUACCUCUAUCCCAGUUGAAUGGAUAUGUUGGCUGAAUGGGCAGCGUAAAAAGGCUCCAACUCCAGAGGAAAUGAUGGAAUUGGAAGCAAGACGUGAACGUGUUAGACAGAAUGUUGCUCUUCUCAAGAAAGAAGAAGAAGAAGAAAGAAUAACCAAAGAAGGAAGCAAAGGCAAACGUGUCAGCACUGGAAAAGUCAGUGGUCCAGACUUGAAAAGUUUUAUUCAGCAACUCCCAGUUUCUUCAGAAGGUAAAGAGGUUGAAGAACCACCUAGCGCAAUGGGUGGCUUAAGGAAUCCUCAGGAGAGCUUAGCUGAGAAAGAAAAAGAUGAGUCUGAGUCUUCAGAGCCAACUGGAUCUGGUGCAUCUUUUAGACCAGGAACUUGGCAACCUCCAACUUGAUCUUUCAUUACAACCAAGGGCCUUGCCGAGCUUGUAUUAGCCAUGCGCUGUUUCGAAAAUCCAUCUGAGAUAUAUUUCUCCCUCAAGAAUUUUGAUAUAAUUCAUGUGUUAUCAAGUUUCUAGAAAUUUUAAUUCAUUGAUAAACCUUUGCUUAAAGAAUAUGGCCAAUAAGACAUCCUGCUUUAUGCAUUUGCAAUGCGUCUGCUUGUUGUACUGAGUAACUUAGUUCUUCCCAAAUAAUCUCUGGGUUUGGAUGCAUUAUGAAUCUAUUGUGUGGCAUGCCCUCAAAUAUCAGUUUUGUUAACCUUUCAGCUCAUUAAGAUAAAGGUGUUUUGUUAUUAUA